CGCGCCUCUCGCCCUUUAUAUACCGACAGGACAUUGGGUCUGUCUGCAAGACUUCACCAUGGGGAAACUUUUGGUUUUCUCUGCUUUGCUGGUGGCCGUUUGUGUUCAUGGAGGUUUUGUGGGGGAUCAGGUACUCCGGAUCACACUCAGAGAUGAGGAACAAGCGAGUUUGGUGAUGUCGAUGGAGGAACAGGAUCAUCUCCAGCUUGACAUCUGGCGGAGUCCCCACAAGACCGACCUCGUCAUGGAUGUCCGUGUUCCUCGGGGUAGUCUUCAGACCUUCAAGGUGUUUCUGGAGCACAAUGGGAUCCAGUACUCAACAAUGAUUGAAGACCUGCAGGUAUUGAUUGAGAGCGAGAAAGCUGAGCUGGAGAGGUCGACCAUGAUGGAACGCACCUUCUCCACAUUCAACUACGGCACCUACCACACCCUGAGUGAGAUUUACACAUGGAUGGACGAUCUGGUCUUUGCGUUUCCCGGGCUGCUGCAGAAGCUAGAGAUUGGGACGUCGUUCGAAGGGCGGCCGCUCUACGUGCUGAAGUUCAGCACCGGGGGAAGGCAGCGUCCAGCCAUCUGGAUCGACAGCGGAAUCCACGCCCGCGAGUGGGUGUCACCAGCCAGCGCCAUCUGGAUGGCGAACAAGAUCGCCAGUGACUACGGCCAGGAGACCUUCAUCACGUCGUUGCUGCAGAGAAUGGACAUCUACAUGGAGAUCGUGGUGAACCCCGACGGCUAUGUCUACACGCACACCAAGAAUCGAAUGUGGCGCAAGACCAGGUCUGUAGCCCCCGGAGGGAAAUGUUUUGGGGUCGAUGCCAACAGGAACUUUGAUGCCGGCUUUGGAGGUCCUGGAACCAGUAGCAAUCCGUGCAGGGAAACUUAUCAUGGACCCUACGCCAACUCUGAAUCUGAGGUUGCAGCCAUUGUGAACUUUUUGCAGAACCACAAAAACAUCAAGAGCUUCAUCUCCAUUCACAGUUACUCACAGCUCCUCAUGAUUCCCUUCGGGUAUAAAUGUGUGCAUCCUGCUGAUUACCAGGAGCUGGAAGGAAUUGCCAAAUCCGCUGUCAGGUCUUUAACCUCGAUGUAUGGAACACGAUACGAAAUUGGAUCCAUCUGUGAUGCAAUCUAUCAGGCUAGUGGAGGCAGCAUUGACUGGACUUACAACCAAGGCAUCAAAUACUCCUUUGCGUUUGAACUCCGUGAUACUGGUCGCUAUGGUUUCAUGCUGCCUUCCAGAGAGAUCAUUCCAACUGCCCAGGAGACCUGGGAAGCGAUGAAGUCAAUCAUGGAGUCUGUUGGCAGCCGCUCUUGAUCUCUGAACCAACUGCUAAUAAAAAGGGUGAGGCAAAGAUCCGAUGUGGGCUGAAUUCCACCGAGAGAGUUGCAUAUUCCUUCAAACAAAUAGUUUGUGCCAAAUCCGCUGAGUUCCUUCUAGUUUAUGUCUGUCAUGGAAUGUAUGAGAUCAAUCCUGUUUCAAUAAAACAAAGAUCAGAAAGAGAUAAACUUGGUGAUGCCUGGA
Molecule: messenger RNA, 1522 nt
Organism: Leucoraja erinaceus (little skate)
Lineage: Eukaryota; Metazoa; Chordata; Chondrichthyes; Rajiformes; Rajidae
Product: carboxypeptidase A1-like
Exons: 11
Coding region: 59-1315 (418 amino acids)
Biological process (GO): proteolysis
Molecular function (GO): zinc ion binding; metallocarboxypeptidase activity
Source: RefSeq, a predicted model, not a curated record